UUUAGGGCUUCGUGCGUCCAAUUUGGUUGGAGUGUGAGAAUGGCACCAAAGCAGCAGAAGCAAGUCAUCGCUCCGGUGGACAUCGUCGACCUCGGCAGUAGCGACGACGAAGACACUGGAGCUUUUGGAAGCAACAGUAAACCCUCGGUGGCAUCGAAUUUACAAACAAAGCAACCGAUGGCACUUAACAAUGUGGAUGUGUCGGCGGCGAAUCGCCGGCGACUUGAUAAUCAUAGUUUCUGGAGAGCUGGUGCUUAUGAAACUGGCAAAAAUCAACCCUCUCGAGUUCAAGCUUUAGGUGAGCUAGAGCAUGCACGUGUUCACCCGAAGUUUCUGCAUUCAAACGCUACCUCUCACAAGUGGGCCUUUGGAGCUAUUGCUGAGCUCUUGGACAAUGCAGUGGAUGAGAUAGGCAAUGGUGCAACCUUUGUGAAUGUUGACAGGAUUUAUAACUCAAAAGACAAUUCUCCUGCCUUAAUUUUCCUAGAUGAUGGCGGUGGAAUGGACCCAGAUGGUAUGCGGAAGUGCAUGGGCUUGGGAUAUUCCUCAAAGACAUCAAACAAAACUAUUGGACAAUAUGGUAAUGGAUUUAAAACAAGCACCAUGCGAUUGGGAGCUGAUGUGAUAGUUUUUAGUCGUUCAACUCGAUCAGGUCAAACAUCCCAAAGUGUUGGUCUCUUGUCCUACACAUUUUUGCGAAGAACAGGACAAGAUGAUGUUAUUGUUCCAAUGAUUGAUUUUAAUAUCUCAGAGCACAGGGCAGAGCCUAUUAUCUAUACAUCUAUGGCUGAUUGGUCAAGUAACUUGAAAACCAUCCUCGAAUGGUCCCCCUUCGUGUCAAAAGAUGAGAUUAUGCGACAGUUUGACAACAUGGGAUCACAUGGAACAAAAAUUAUUAUAUAUAACUUGUGGAUGAAUGAUGAAGGUGUUUAUGAGUUGAAUUUUGAUGAUGACAAUGAGGAUAUAAGGCUAAGAGACGAAGUUAAUCUACCAACCACGGCCAAAAAACCUUCCAGGAAAGAUCUUGAACUUCAAUCUCAUUUGUCCAACUCCAUUCGCUACUCGCUAAGGGCAUAUGCAUCAAUAUUGUACCUUAGAAAAUUUACGAACUUCAAAAUAAUAUUACGGGGGAAGCCUGUUGAGCAGUACAGUAUUAAGGAGGACUUGAGACACUCCAAGAGAGUUAUCUAUACUCCCCAUGUUGGGCCAUCUUCGAGAGAGGCCGCUGUGGAGACAACCAUUGGCUUCAUUAAAGAAGCUCCUUAUCUUGGAGUAUGUGGUUUCAAUGUAUACCAUAAAAAUCGUCUCAUCAGGCCAUAUUGGAAAAUCAUUCCAGAUGGUUCUAACAGAGGUCAAGGCGUAGUAGGAGUUCUUGAGGCAAAUUUUAUCGAGCCAGCACAUGACAAACAGGAUUUUGAGAGAUCAGCUUUAUAUAUAAAGUUGGAGGCAAAGUUGAAACAAAUCGUUGGAGACUACUGGAAAGCUCACAGCCACUUGCUACACCAAGCCGAAGGUGUGCGGAAGAAUGAUGUCCAACUUAAGCUUGAUUCUAGUAACAACUUGACAACGAAUUCUUCUAUUCAAGAAAAUCUGGAUGCCGCAUCACUCGAUCAGAUAUGUGAAGAGAAUGUCCAACUGUUCAUGAGGUGCGAGCAGUACAAGGAGAAGCAUGCUGGAUUGAAACAGAAGAUUGAACAACUAGAGAAGGAUUUGGAGGAAACCAGAAGUAAGUGUGCCAAACUCUCCUCCCACUUGGAUCUGCAGAAAAAGCAAACAGUAUAAUUCAAAGGCAGCAGCUGCGCGCCCAUGCACAAAAGUAGGAAUUACAACAGCAUGAGAAUUUUUGUAACCUUAAAUAUUUUUUAGUUAAAACAGGAUUUAAAUUCAAGUAUCUCAUUUCUACAUUGUCCAAAAGGGCACAUUAUUACUUUUCUGUCA
Molecule: messenger RNA, 1938 nt
Organism: Andrographis paniculata
Lineage: Eukaryota; Viridiplantae; Streptophyta; Magnoliopsida; Lamiales; Acanthaceae
Product: protein MICRORCHIDIA 2-like
Exons: 18
Coding region: 40-1782 (580 amino acids)
Cellular component (GO): nucleus
Molecular function (GO): ATP hydrolysis activity
Source: RefSeq, a predicted model, not a curated record